UGAGGGGGUUGAAAAGGGAAAUUUCCAAAUUUCGUAGAAUUUUACUUUGAUUUUGUUUUGAAGACAUCAGAGUUUCAGUUUCUCACCAUCCAGGAUGAAGCAUUAUUUAAACCACAAGAUGACAGAGACACUCAUCAGAACCACAACACAACACAACCACCAGCUGAGGAACCAGAUCAACAAAGACCAGGACCUCCAACAAACCUACACCGACUCUUACCAUUUAGUACCUGCAGUGACUCAUCUGGAGGAGGAGUCCAGGUCCUGGUCCAGGUCUGGGCUGCUGUGGUUUGGAUCAGACUCGCUGUGGUGUGAUGACUCACACAGGACCAUCUAAAGAACCUCCUGAAAGACCAGGACCAGGACCUGCUGAAGACCAGCUGAUACACCACGACCACUUGAAGAACACCUGAAACAAACAUCAUCAGAUCCAGAACCAUCAGAUCCAGAGCCAUGACACUUCAGUCCUCUUCAGUCCUCCUUGUCCUCUUGCAGUUCUACAGCCUCAAGCUGAUGGUGGCUGCCAUGCCGACCUGUCAGCUGGAAGGAGAUCUGGUCCAGUCGGCCCACCACCUGCUCAGAGACCUGGGGGCAGAUUUUCCUGAACACUGCCUGCCGUACAACGCCAACAUCUCCUUUCCAAGCUCUGCCUUCCCUGCUGCCACAGCCAAUCAUCCUCAGUGCCACAAAUCAUUAUGGGUGGUGCAUGAGUCCCUGCGGGAGGCGGGGCUAGUAUUCCAGGACAAUGACAUACCUGUCGGAGAGGGCGGAGUCACCUGGAACGACCAGAAACUCGAAGACUUCCAGAACUUGCAGUACCGACUGGUGGAGGAAGGGAGCUGUCUGUCCAGUGUCAAUGGUUCAGGUGUUUUGUCGUCUUACUUCAGUAACGUGACGGCAGUUCUUCAAGAGCAGGACAGUGCUGCCUGUGGCUGGAUGGCUCUGAGGAGAGAUCUGCUCUGGGUCUUAAAGUCUGCCCUGCAGAAACACCGCACCUGCUUUACCUGGAGAGGUGUCCACUAAUGACAAUGACCACGCCCCCAACACCAAGGACCACACCUCCAAUGACCAGAACCACACCCCUGAUGGCAUGGUACAUGGUGACCAUGCCCCUUGGCUUGCGUAUAUUUAUUUAUUUAUUUUAUUUAUUAUUUAUUUAUUUAUUUAUAAUUUAACAAUUGUUUGUAUUUUUGUUUAAUUCUCAGUUUUUUAAAUUUUAAAUAAAGCAUCA
Larimichthys crocea (large yellow croaker) is the source of this 1231-nucleotide messenger RNA. RefSeq lists its product as uncharacterized. Gene Ontology annotation, molecular function: cytokine receptor binding. The coding region runs from base 454 to 1023 and encodes 189 amino acids. Gene Ontology annotation, cellular component: extracellular region. NCBI's taxonomy places the organism in Eukaryota, Metazoa, Chordata, Actinopteri, Sciaenidae. Gene Ontology annotation, biological process: defense response. The record is from RefSeq and is a predicted model, not a curated record. The transcript is spliced from 7 exons.